Molecule: messenger RNA, 3964 nt
Organism: Linum tenue
Lineage: Eukaryota; Viridiplantae; Streptophyta; Magnoliopsida; Malpighiales; Linaceae
Source: the annotation of a GenBank genome assembly
GGAAAAAGAUAGUAAUUUCUUGGGACAGCCAAACAAAGUCCAAAAGGCGGCACAACAAAGGCAGGACGACAGGACCAGACCAAGCAGCCCCAAAAAACUUCCUUUUCCCCAUCCGCACCUCCGGCUCGGAUCCUGACCGUCGCCGUCGAGCCCCGAGUUCCCUCUUCCCUGCAACCGAUUUUGCUCUCUCUCCUCUCCAUGUCAUCCUCAUCCAGCACCAGCAGGUCACUCCGAUCCUCCAUCUCGCCGUUCCGCUCCCGCAAGCCUCCUGCUCAGCGUCCCCCCUCGCCGGCUCCGCCGCCGAAGCAUGGCGGAAGGCCUUCCACUCCUCCAUCGGUUUCUUCUUCUUCUUCUUCUUCGUCCAGGCCUCCCUCGAGGUUGUCCACCUCCACUGCCGGUCCCAGCUCAGCUCCCGCCGGCCAGACUCCUGACCGGCUCGAUGCUAACAAGUCCAGGGAAAAUGUGACGGUCACGGUCAGGUUUCGGCCGCUCAGUGCUAGGGAGCUUGGUAAGGGGGACGAGAUAGCUUGGUAUGCGGAUGGAGACUACACAGUGAGAAAUGAGCACAAUCAUUCAAUUGCUUAUGGUUUUGAUAGAGUCUUUGGUCCAGCGACAACAACUCGUCAUGUAUACGAUGUUGCUGCUAGGCAGGUUGUUAGUAGUGCCAUGCAGGGUAUAAAUGGUAAUUAGCUUCAACAUUACUACUUCAAGUUGUAAUUAUUUGUUUGUAGCUCUGCGGAAGCCCAAGUUCUGCCUCCUUAUUCAGCGGGCAGUUGUACAAUUUUUGCUUAUGGAGUUACUAGCAGUGGAAAGACUCACACAAUGCACGGGGAGCAAAAAUCACCUGGAGUUAUUCCGCUAGCAGUGAAGGAUGUUUUUGGGAUUAUACAAGAGAUGCCAGGGAGAGAGUUUCUACUUCGUGUUUCAUAUUUAGAAAUCUAUAAUGAGGUAAUCAAUGAUUUGCUCGACUCAACAGGACAAAACUUAAGAAUACGAGAAGAUUCACAGGGAACUUAUGUUGAAGGGAUAAAAGAAGAAGUUGUCUUAUCACCAGCUCAUGCUCUAUCUUUGGUAGCAACUGGAGAAGCGCAUAGGCAUGUGGGUUCCAAUAAUAUCAAUCUUCUAAGCAGUCGAAGCCACACUAUAUUCACCUUGACCAUCGAAAGCAUUCCUAGUAGUGAAAAUCAAGGGGGAGAAGAUGUCACACUUUCAAGAUUGCACUUAAUCGAUCUUGCGGGAUCUGAAAGUUCCAAGUCUGAAACAACUGGAAUGCGGAGAAAAGAGGGGUCAUACAUAAAUAAAAGCUUGCUUACUCUUGGAACAGUUAUCUCUAAACUGACUGAUGGAAAGGCAACCCAUGUUCCAUUCCGAGAUUCAAAGCUCACACGUUUACUGCAGUCAUCGCUUAGCGGCCAUGGACUAGUUUCUCUUAUAUGCACUGUGACACCGGCCUCUAGCAAUAGUGAAGAGACACACAAUACCCUUAAGUUUGCCCAUCGGACCAAGCAUGUGGAGAUUAAUGCUUCUCAGAAUAAGAUUAUUGAUGAGAAAUCUCUCAUAAAGAAGUACCAGAAAGAAAUUUCUUCCUUGAAGCAAGAGCUUCACGAUUUAAAGCGUGGCAUGAUGGAGAAUCCUCGUACUGCAUCAACUACUGAAGAAGAUUUGGUUACCUUGAAGCAGCAGUUGGAAGCCGGCCAGGUCAAGUUACAAUCAAGACUAGAAGAAGAGGAACAAGCCAAGGAAGCUCUGAUGGGAAGAAUUCAACGACUCACUAAACUUAUCCUGGUUUCCACAAAGAAUUCCAUGCAACCAAGUCUACCUGAAAAACCGAGCCACAGAAGAAGGCAUUCUUUUGGGGAAGAUGAGCUGGCAUAUUUACCAGAUCGAAAACGAGAGUAUAUCAUCGAGGAAGAUGUGGGAAGCUAUGGUUCUGAGCUUUCAGCAGGAGGAAAGGAUGAUAUAGCUAGCUUAGAUGACUUGGUGAAGGAUUAUAGAAGGAGCAGGAGAAGGGGAAUGCUUGGCUGGUUUAAAUUGAAGAAGCCUGAGUAUUCGGUUGGAUCAUCACUGAGUGCUGACAUUGACAGCCCUGAAAGUCUAUCACCUGCAUCUAGUUAUAUAUCAUCUCAGAGUCGAGUAACAUUUACUGAUAUAAAGGAUGGACAAAGGAAAUCUGUCAGUAGGAAGGAUGACAAUAAUCUUGUUGUCCCAUUCCCAGAAAGGACACAGGCUGGUGAACUCUUUAGUGCUACUGUUGGAGGCCGUCACUUACCACCGACUGGUACCACCAUCACAGAUCAAAUGGAUCUACUUAGGGAGCAGGUGAAAAUGUUGGCUGGGGAGGUGGCCUUAUCAACUAGUUCCCUGAAAAGAUUGUCAGAGCAAGUUGCUUCUCAUCCUGACGAUUUACAACUUAAGGAUCAAAUGCAGAAAUUGAAAGGCGAAAUUAUUGAAAAGAGGCAUCAGAUGCUAAUUCUCGAGCAACGUAUGAUUGGGUCAAUUGGGAUGACCAUGCCUAACAGCAACGAAUUAUCGGAGGCUUUAUCCAAGGUGACAACUCAGCUCAAUGAAAAAAUGUUUGAACUUGAGGUUAAGUCAGCCGACAAUAGAAUACUUCAGGAACAACUGCAGCUGAAGGCAUCAGAGAAUACCGAACUGCACGAAACAGUACUUUUGCUAAGGCAACAACUAAGCUCUUUGUCAGAUAAGCAGUCAAGCCAUCAGCAGCCUGCAGAAUCAUACGAAGAAAGUUAUAUCAAUGAAAGCACACCAAAGAGUGUAAUGAGCCUGAAUCGAGUGUUUUUGCAAGAAGAAUCUAGACAUUUCAAUAGUUCUCAGGCUGCCGAAAUAGACAACCUGAAGCAGGAGAAGAUGAGGCUUGUUGAAGAGAAAGAAGGUCUCAAAAUCCAGUGUCAGAAACUUGCAGAGGAAGCUGUAUACGCAAAAGAACUGGCUGCUGCUGCCGGAGUUGAGCUCCGAAACCUAGCUGAGGAAGUGACAAAGCUUUCGUAUCAAAAUGCUCAGCUGGCGACUGAGCUGGCUGAUGCUAAAGAGGCUAUCCUCCGAAGAUCUACCACUUCUAGGGCUACUGAUUUUAAGCUGAAUGCCUCAAAGCUGAGAAAGUCAGUCCCUAUUAAUACUGAGGACUUAAGAUUACCUGGACGUGAAAAUGAGUACCCACUCUGUAAUGGCCACUCCCAUAAACCAUCUGAACGUGACAACUUCACCAACAUGGAUGCGGUAAAUAGCUCGGAAUUGUUGAAAGAACGAAAAAAAUGCAAGGAGCUGGAGCGUCUUGUAUCAAAGCUAAAGGGAGAUGAUAUAAAAAGUCUCGACCCAUCUGCACUAGAUGAGCUUCAGACUUUUCACCUUGAAGCCAUAACCAAAAUCUGUCAUGCCAAGUGUACAACUCAGGAUUCGUAACAUCUCAAGUUGACUGCUUUUCUUACAGCGAGUGACUUGUAAGGUCUGUCUCCCAAUCAUAAUCCACGGUUUCUGUACAUGCAAAACGGUAACGAAACAGAUUCUGACCUCUUCCUUCCGGCGCAAGAAACUGUAACCAUUAUUUCUUCAUCUCUAGGGUAACCGACUACUCCCGGUAGUCACUAAUAUGGGGUUUCUAUGUAUCGAUCAACCAAAACGAGUCCGGUAGCAGCAGUCCCUUGUAUGUUGUAGACAGUAUGGGUACACCCUUCACUCUUUUCCCUUUUCCUGGGAUGGACACUGGGUACCAGAAAUGUACUCAUUUGCAUAUAGUUAUGCAUCUCUAUGAUGCCCAUUUCCAUGGAUGGGCAGUUCAACUAUACAACAACAGAAGACGUUAUGAAAGAUGCUGAACAUCGCGACAAAAAUCGCAGGGUAAUGUUCACUUUCGACCAUGCUGUUCGCAAACCGCACGAGGCAGAAAACCUACUCGUGGGAGUUUUCUGCCAUUGUAAUUGCACCAAUUAUGGUAAGAAUCGACUGU